Molecule: messenger RNA, 3947 nt
Organism: Cynocephalus volans (Philippine flying lemur)
Lineage: Eukaryota; Metazoa; Chordata; Mammalia; Dermoptera; Cynocephalidae
Gene: GALNT1
Product: polypeptide N-acetylgalactosaminyltransferase 1
Exons: 15
Coding region: 395-2074 (559 amino acids)
Biological process (GO): protein O-linked glycosylation
Cellular component (GO): Golgi apparatus
Molecular function (GO): polypeptide N-acetylgalactosaminyltransferase activity
Source: RefSeq, a predicted model, not a curated record
CCGCGGGACCGCGCCGCGACCGCCCGGGCCGGCCCCGAGAGCGUCCGCCGCCGCCGCCGCCGCCGCUGCGCGUGGAACAGGGGCCUCAAGUACAUUGUUGACAGGAAGAAGUGACAGAAGACAUCUGUCUGUCUUUUUCCAUAUUUUAAAGGGAAUGCUUCCAUUAUUUCAUCAAUCUGAGUUUCUGAACGGUGUCAUUUCCCUUCCACCUGAAGAACUUACUUUAGCAUUUCUUAUAGUGCAGAUGUGGGGACAUGUGGAUUUGGGAUUUGAAUUCAUUUGAAAACCACUUUGGGGGUAUGAACGUGAUUAAUGAAACUGGAUUGGAAUAAUUUUCAUGUUCUUUAUAUAUUUAUAUAUAUAUUUUUAAAUUUUGCAUUUGACUUUAAGUGCCAUGAGAAAAUUUGCAUAUUGCAAGGUGGUCCUAGCCACCUCCUUGAUUUGGGUACUCUUGGAUAUGUUCCUGCUGCUUUACUUCAGUGAAUGCAACAAAUGUGAUGAAAAAAAAGAAAGAGGACUUCCUGCUGGUGAUGUUCUAGAGCCAGUACAAAAGCCUCAUGAAGGUCCUGGAGAAAUGGGGAAACCAGUCAUCAUUCCUAAAGAGGAUCAAGAAAAGAUGAAAGAGAUGUUUAAAAUCAAUCAGUUCAAUUUAAUGGCGAGUGAGAUGAUUGCACUUAACAGAUCUUUACCAGAUGUUAGGUUAGAAGGGUGUAAAACAAAGGUGUAUCCAGAUAAUCUUCCAACAACAAGUGUGGUGAUUGUUUUCCACAAUGAGGCUUGGAGCACACUUCUGCGAACUGUCCAUAGUGUCAUUAAUCGCUCACCAAGACACAUGAUAGAAGAAAUUGUUCUAGUAGAUGAUGCCAGUGAAAGAGACUUUUUGAAAAGACCUCUAGAAAGUUACGUGAAAAAACUAAAAGUACCAGUUCAUGUAAUUCGAAUGGAACAACGUUCUGGAUUGAUCAGAGCUAGAUUAAAAGGAGCUGCUGUGUCUAAAGGUCAAGUGAUCACCUUCUUGGAUGCUCAUUGUGAGUGCACAGUGGGGUGGCUGGAGCCUCUCUUAGCCAGGAUCAAACAUGACAGAAGAACAGUGGUCUGUCCUAUCAUUGAUGUGAUCAGCGAUGAUACUUUUGAGUACAUGGCAGGCUCUGAUAUGACCUAUGGUGGAUUCAACUGGAAGCUCAAUUUUCGCUGGUAUCCUGUUCCCCAAAGAGAAAUGGACAGAAGGAAAGGUGAUCGGACACUUCCUGUCAGAACACCUACAAUGGCAGGAGGCCUUUUUUCAAUAGACAGAGAUUACUUUCAGGAAAUUGGAACAUAUGAUGCUGGAAUGGAUAUUUGGGGAGGAGAAAACCUAGAAAUUUCCUUCAGGAUUUGGCAAUGUGGAGGAACUUUGGAAAUAGUCACAUGCUCACAUGUUGGACAUGUGUUUCGGAAAGCCACACCUUACACUUUUCCAGGAGGCACAGGGCAGAUUAUCAAUAAAAAUAACAGACGACUUGCAGAAGUGUGGAUGGAUGAGUUCAAGAAUUUCUUCUAUAUAAUUUCUCCAGGUGUUACAAAAGUAGAUUAUGGAGAUAUAUCUUCGAGACUUGGUUUAAGACACAAACUACAAUGCAAACCUUUCUCUUGGUACCUAGAGAAUAUUUAUCCUGAUUCUCAAAUUCCACGUCACUAUUUCUCAUUGGGAGAGAUACGAAAUGUGGAAACAAAUCAGUGUCUAGAUAACAUGGCUAGAAAAGAGAAUGAAAAAGUUGGAAUUUUUAAUUGUCAUGGUAUGGGAGGUAAUCAGGUUUUCUCUUACACUGCCAACAAAGAAAUAAGAACAGAUGACCUUUGCUUGGACGUUUCUAAACUUAAUGGCCCAGUCAUAAUGCUCAAAUGUCACCACCUAAAAGGCAAUCAACUUUGGGAGUAUGAUCCAGUGAAAUUAACCCUGCAGCAUGUGAACAGUAAUCAGUGCCUGGAUAAAGCCACAGAAGAGGAUAGCCAGGUGCCCAGCAUUAGAGACUGCAAUGGAAGCCGGUCCCAGCAGUGGCUUCUUCGAAACGUCACCCUUCCAGAAAUAUUCUGAGACCAAAUUUACAAAAAGAAAAAAAUAAGAAUUGACUGGGCUACCUCAGCAAACACAUCUGCCACAUUCUUAAGUAGCAAAAAAGGAAAAGUGCUUUCCUCCUCUGCAGGAUGUAAGGUUUAUCAGCCAUUAAAACUUAGACUCCUUUAGCUUUUCACUAGCUGUAAACCAGCCUUCCUGUCCAAGGACGUGAAACUGCAUAGUAGUGAGACUGUGCACACUGAUGUUUACAAGAUUGAAAGAGUCUUUCAUCAAGCAUCUUGGUAAAGAAUAUUCAGACAAUGAAACAAUCAACAAGAUGUGCUUUCUGGAGAACUGCACCUUUUAUGGUUCACUUGCACAUCAGUAAUUUCUGCUGAAGUGCUGUCAUAAUGAAGAGAUACCCAAGAUUUUUUUUUCCUGAUUAGAACUGGUAGCCAGUAUAUUAAAUAUUGAUAUAAAAAUAAAUGGAAAAGGAACUGGAACAAGAUUCAGAAUCAUGAAAACAACAUUUUUACAACAAUAAAAUAAACUAUAUUAAACAGGGUUUAAAGGAAAUUAAAACAGAACUAUGAGAAAUACAAUUUGUUAUAGUAUAGUAUCAAAUUUCUAUAUAGAUUUUAUACCUCAGUGGGGAAAAAUAACUGAUUCCAAUGACAUUCAUUUUGUUUUCAUCUGUGAUAGUCAUGGAUGCUUUUAUUUUCCUUGGGGUGCUGAAAUUGAGCUAAAAAAAAAGGCUCUUUGAACAUAGUUUUAAUUUCUCUGUACAAUUUUUUUUAUUUGGUUUGUGGGUUGUUGGAAUUGUAAUUUUUAAUUACCUUCUAAAAAAUAGAGAUUUAACAUAAUGUCUGGUCUCAACUGAACAAGUUAGAUAUCUCAGUUGCUCUUGGGUCAACUGACUUACAGACUUUCUCAGAUAGGCGCGUGUGCACAAACACACAAAUUUCUUAUUACAUUUUCAACUUCUUAACUUGAUUCAACUGAUUAUCCUUAAUACCCAAGAUUCAUACUACUGUACAACAGAUUUGUUUUCACAGCAAUAAGUUUUCAGUUCUUUGCUUAUGAUUCCAGUUAACAAAAGGCCUGCAGAAGUGGUUUAUUAGUUGGGUAUUUGGAGAUAAUAUAGUUGAUGGUUUUUUGGAAAAACUUUUUCACUUCAUAUUCAUAUGUGCUUCAUUGUCAAGUGCAUAUUUAGAUUACAUUCUUGAAUUGUAAUGUUGAUCUGCUGCUUUUUUAAAAAUAAAAUUUGACUGAAAAUUAUUUAAUUGGCAUUUUUAAUGAGUUAGCCAAAGAAGUGCAGCUCUUAUUCCAUAUUACUAGUCCUGCAUUUCUUCCCUAAAUUCCAUUUAGAUUAAACUGGUUUUAUUUUUCUCUGAUAUUUAAUACCACAAAAUCACCUGAGUAUCAAUUAGAAGUCGAUAAUAAAUUAAAAGUUAACCUUUUAAUCUCAUAGAAAGAAAAUCUCGUUGUGACAUUUUUCCUAAUAUGUAAAGCAAUUCAUUGGCAAAAUGCAUAUAUUUUUCUUCCUAUUUGUAAGAUUAUAUUUGAUGUUAUUCUUUUCUUUGAUUAUCAGAGACUCACUGCAGGCAGUGCUAUUUCUUGUGCCUAAGAAUGUUUCUGAAAGUUGCAUCACUAGUGAUACUUGCCAAGUUGAGUGUAUACACGAAGUUUCUCAUAUUCUAUUCAAGUUAAUCAACAUCAAGCACAUGUGGAUGCUUUAGGGUGAGGCUAUAGUACAGAAGGCAUGAACUAUGUCCCUAGGAAAUUUGAAGUGAAGCAGGUGCUGGAUGGAAUUUUUUUUCCUACUCCAUGAGCUGUGUUAAUUCUAUCUUCAGUAGGCCUAAUGCUUGAAUAAACCAGAUGUCUAAUCAAUAAAUUAUUUUCAUGCUGAGAA